AUAAUCUUCUAAAGCUACACAUUUUUAGCAAAUUGUGGGACAUUUUUUUUACCAAGUUGCUUAUUGCCUCGUUUUCCCAUGUUUUUGAAAGAAGUCGCACCAGUUUUCUCAGAGUUCAAAGGUUUAAGUAUUUGCGAAAGGUGUCUGGGAGCAGCACAAGAAAAGUGAUGUCACUUCAGGUUUCAAAGGGUUAAUCAAAAAGCAGAGUGUGACAUUGAAGAAAAUAGUUGUCACCGCUGGUCAAUACCAACAACUUUCAUAUUGUAAAUAAACUCUAAACUAUUAACCAGCGAAGCUUUGUUGUUUAUCUUCACUUUCUGCUGUCGCCAGUCAAUAAAUCACCUCACACUUUGUUCCUGCAGUAAAUAAAUCUGAUCACGGGGUCGGUUACUUGUUUAGCGCAUGCUCAGUCCCGCUCAAAAGAAAGCCAAUCCUGUGCGAGCAACAGCACAGUGAUAUUUGCAUCGAGUGGAUACAAAUAAACUGUUCUUUCUUCCCACGAACACAUCCGAUUGAGAAAGUACUCGCAGAUCGUGAGUCAUGCCUGAAACCACCGUGAAAGCGCCCAAGAAGGGCUCAAAGAAAGCCGUGUCUAAGAGCGUCAGCAAGACCGGCAGGAAGAAGAGGAGACCCAGGAAGGAGAGCUACGCUAUCUACGUGUAUAAGGUGUUGAAGCAGGUCCAUCCAGACACCGGCAUUUCGUCCAAGGCUAUGGGCAUCAUGAACUCGUUUGUGAGCGACAUCUUUGAGCGCAUCGCCGGUGAGGCCUCCCGUCUGGCUCACUACAACAAGCGCUCCACCAUCACUUCCAGGGAGAUCCAGACCGCCGUCCGCCUGCUGCUGCCCGGUGAGCUGGCCAAGCACGCCGUGUCUGAGGGCACCAAGGCCGUCACCAAGUACACCAGCUCCAAGUAGACAGUCCUGCUGAGAAAUAACCAUCGACACAAAGGCUCUUCUAAGAGCCACCCACUUUAUCUAAAGAGUUCUUCCUGUUGUCUUCAAAAUUUCAGUUAUGAAAAUUACAGUAGGUUAAGUGUUAACAACAUUUCUAACCAAAUAUGUUGUAUACCACAUAAUUUUAUAUUUAGCAUGUUUUUAUAAUCAUUGCUAAUAGUAAAACAUGUUAUUUCUGAUUCUGAUUUCAGCUUUUCAGGAUACUGUUAGAGUGUGUGUGUGUGUGUGUGUGAGAGACUGCACUUCUGGUUAGUACCACUCACUGUUUCAAUACGUGCACUCUGUAAUAGCAGUUUGAAUCUACUUAAAUAACCCAUCCUGCCAUCGACAUCAAAAUACAACCAUUCCAGUUUCUCAUCUGUAAUCAGAAUAUUAAAAUUAUUUAUUUUUGGUCACAUGUCUUGAAGGAAAACUAGUCUGUAGGCCUACAAUAUCAAGAAGAUGCAGUCAUGUCCCACCUAAAUCACUGAACACAGUCUGUGUUCCUCUUGUAUAUGUUAGAAUUUACCAGCAUCAACAUCCAGAAGAACAGCAGCUCUCAAUUGUGACAUUAAAGAUAUCUGGUUCCUGAUAAAUGAGAUGUAACAUCUGAUGUGGGGACCAAAUUUGACAUGGAUGUCAUGACAUUUUGGCUUUGACUGAAUAUUUUCAUACUAUAUUAUAUAUAUUUUUUCCAAAUGAGUUGCACUUGCACUUUGAGUCUGUUUUAUAGCCUAAUAUCUCAAUAAUUAUGUGUCUCCUGCUGACAUCUGCUGUACAUCUUUACAACACUAUAUAUCUGAAGAAUCUUUAGCACUGAUGCAAACUACGGCUCAGCUUUCGUAGUGGUUAGUUACCCUGACAUUCACAUCUAUAGAUCAAAAACCAUAAACAAAAGACUUAAACAACAGCCUUAACUUAAAUGUCAUUGAGCAUGAAACUUUUCUCAUUAUUUUUUGCUUUUUCACUACAGUUUAAUCUCUAAUAUUGAGAGUUAAGGUUAGAUUGGAGAAUCGUAUUUCUUCCUGGCACAUUCAUCACUGGAUCAUCACGAUUAUUUCAAUAAAUUAAGAUCAUGUUUACUGUGUUAUGUUGUUUGGAGCUAUGAGUAACAAUUACACCACUGAUUAUGAUUGCUUUUUUCUUCUUUUAUGACUGGUUGAUCACUUUUUGUUUUCAAUAAAAUGAGUGAUCACGUUCACUAAUCUUUA
Molecule: messenger RNA, 2144 nt
Organism: Epinephelus moara (kelp grouper)
Lineage: Eukaryota; Metazoa; Chordata; Actinopteri; Perciformes; Serranidae
Product: histone H2B 1/2-like
Exons: 1
Coding region: 541-915 (124 amino acids)
Cellular component (GO): nucleosome
Molecular function (GO): DNA binding; protein heterodimerization activity; structural constituent of chromatin
Source: RefSeq, a predicted model, not a curated record